Messenger RNA from Diaporthe batatas, 702 nucleotides. RefSeq lists its product as uncharacterized. The record is from RefSeq and is a predicted model, not a curated record. NCBI's taxonomy places the organism in Eukaryota, Fungi, Ascomycota, Sordariomycetes, Diaporthales, Diaporthaceae. Bases 1 to 702 code for a protein of 233 amino acids. The transcript has 3 exons.
AUGAGAUUAAUUUUUAUUACAGCUUUGACGCUUGUUGCUGGCGUUUCCGGCGGCCCAAUCGCCGCCGAAAUCCCACAGGUGCAGAUCGAGGGCAGCCGCCUGUUUCCAAACUUGACCACCAUCCUACCCGAUCUCCUCCAUACUAUCCAGCACGAGACCAGUGCGAUUGACAACAUCCUGGAUCAGCACCCAGGCCCCAUCGUGGGAGAUGCCGCCGACAAGGUCGCCGGUCUGAUCGGCAUACAUCUCCAUAACAUCACAGACACCCUACACGACGCCCGGGGCCUCUUGGGUUCAUUGACAAACGAAACGAAGCUGGUCGACGAGAACGGGCUGCCCUGCAAUGUGACGUGUAUCAUCGACAAAACCAAAAAUCUCGUCAAGCAUGUCGGCGGCACGGCCCACAGGUCACUUCUCAAGGUCGGGCUGCACGCCCUGGGCAAAUCCAUCAGUCCCUUCUUCCUCGCCCUCAGCGCAAUAGUCCUGGUGAUCAACGCCGUCGUCGGUGGGGCCUUGGCCGCGCUCGCUGCUCUGGUGAAUGGCAUCGGGUUCGCCAUCGCCGCCGGGAUUGCCUACCUUGGCCACCUUGUGUCUGAGAAAGAGAAACAGACGGCCGGCGGCCCAGGUGGGAACAUAACGCAGUCCAUCGGACAUUUCAUUGGUGAGGUUCUACACCACAAGCUCGCAAAUCUUAACCUGUGA